Messenger RNA from Jaculus jaculus (lesser Egyptian jerboa), 4464 nucleotides. RefSeq names its product general transcription factor IIIC subunit 2 (gene Gtf3c2). The record is from RefSeq and is a predicted model, not a curated record. NCBI's taxonomy places the organism in Eukaryota, Metazoa, Chordata, Mammalia, Rodentia, Dipodidae. Gene Ontology annotation, biological process: transcription by RNA polymerase III. Gene Ontology annotation, molecular function: protein binding. Bases 645 to 3509 code for a protein of 954 amino acids. The transcript is spliced from 20 exons. Gene Ontology annotation, cellular component: transcription factor TFIIIC complex.
CACAGCGGGGUGUGCGGGGGAACCCACAAUUACUCCUCCCCUUCUUUUGCCGUAGCGCUAAGACCUUGGGAACCAGCCCCCAAAUCUGCUUUUCCCUUCGCGCAAGGCAGCGCGCCUUCCAGCCUCUUCGGUCCUACAGAAAACCAUCGUGCUUGCACCUCCUUCCCCACUGUGGCCACCGAGCAUCCCCCAUCUCCGCCAGCGUCUCUGGCCCUCUUCCCGCACGCGGUGUCGGUAACGCGGUAACCCUCGUCCCGGCUUCGGCACUGCUUACAUUAUGUCCCUUGCACUCAGUGAACCUGGUUUUGUCCUCAGGCUUAGGAGAAAUCAGGGUUCUCUUCCUGCACAGGCUAGUGGCGAAAGCUGCCCCCCCCCCCCCCGCGAUCAGGGGACUGCUGGAGGGCUGGCGGUGGUCUCCGGAGCGGCUGCAGCCAGUCCUCUGUUCCCGCGUCCCAGCCUCCUUCUCCGAGAGGUUCUAACCCCGGGGGUUGUGCCCCGCGCGCUGCAACCCUAUUGGCGCAGCCAAGGGCCAGUUAUGUUUCCCUGUCUGGUCCUUUUAUCCCGCGGCGAGUUGGCCGUCUGCCGGGCGAGACAGAGAUGGCGACUUCACUCCCACCGGAGGGCAACCAUUUUGGGGGGUGCUGAUGGAUACCUGCGGGGUCGGCUAUGUUGCCCUGGGGGAGGCCGGCCCCGUGGGGAAUAUGACUGUGGUAGACUCUCCUGGACAAGAAGUGCUGAGUCAGCUUGAUGUCAAGACCUCCUCAGAAGCACCCAGUGUGGAGGCUUCCAUUGAGAUGUCAUUACCUACUCCUUUGCCUGAAUUUGAAGAUUCUCCUGACAGGAGCCGUCCUCCGGAUGAAGAAAGCCUCACCAGGCUGGAGCAGCAGGAUUUUUCUUCAGAGAUGUCAAAGGUCUCAAAGCCUAGGGCCUCAAAGCCUGCUGGGAAGAGAGGUGGUAGGACACCAAAAGGCCCUAAAAGGCCCCAACAGCGUAAACCUCCAUCAGCCCCUCUGGUUCCUGGCCUCUUAGAUCAGUCCAACCCUCUGUCUGCCCCUAUGCCUAAGAAACGAAGUCAAAAGUCCAAGGGAGACCUUCUACUGCUGAAGUUGUCCAAAGGCCUAGAUCAGCCAGAGUCUCCACAUCCAAAGAGACCCCCUGAGGACUUUGAGACCCCUUCUGGGGAACGACCCCGCCGAAGGGCUGCCCAAGUGGUCUCGCCACCUAACCCUGGCUGGUCUCGAACUCGUGACCCUCCCGCCUCAGCCUCCCGAGUGCUGGGAUUGCAGGCGUGCGCCACCACACCCGGCUCUCCAUCACAUUUUUCACAGACUUCCCCCAGGGCACUUCUGUAUCUUCAAGAACUGGCGGAAGAGCUCUCAACAGCCCUCCCUGCUCCAGUGUCCUGCCCUCCUCCCAAGAGUCCCAAAGCCAGCAGCCCCACGAAACCGAAGAAGAUCCGGCAGCCGGCAGCCUGUCAGGGUGGAGAAGAGGAUGCUGCCACUCGGGAUGAAGACUUUGUUCUGCAGGUUGAGGCUGAAGAUGAGGAAGAAAGUGAGGUGCCAAGUGAGAACUCAUCUGAUCCUGAGCCUGCUGCACCCAGAAAUACGCCACGAGGAUCCACUUCCGGGAAGCAGAAGCCACACUGCCGGGGCACGGCUCCCAAUGGCUUACCCAACUACAUCAUGGCUCCUGUUUGGAAGUGCCUCCACCUCACCAAGGACCUCCGAAUACAGCAGCAUUCAUUCUGGGAGUUUACUGAAUGGAUUCCUGUAGCCUGGAAGUGGAGCUUAUUAUCUGAACUUGAGGCAGCUCCCUACCUGCCCCAGGAGGAGAAGUCUCCACUGUUCUCUGUACAACGUGAAGGGCUUCCUGAGGAUGGCACAAUCUACCGAAUUAACAGAUUUAGCUCAAUCACGGCACAUCCAGAGCGCUGGGAUGUGUCCUUCUUCACAGGGGGACCACUCUGGGCUCUGGACUGGUGCCCUGUGCCUGAAGGGUCAGCAGCCUCACAGUAUGUGGCUCUUUUCUCCAGCCCUGACAUGAAUGAGACACACCCACUGAGUCAGCUUCAUUCAGGCCCUGGGCUGCUACAGCUCUGGGGCCUUGGGACAUUGCAGCAAGAAAGCUGUCCUGGCAAUAGGGCUCAUUUUGUCUAUGGGAUUGCUUGUGACAAUGGCUGUAUCUGGGACCUCAAGUUCUGCCCCAGUGGAGCAUGGGAACAUCCAGAAACCCUUCGGAAGGCUCCUCUCCUGCCCCGUUUGGGUCUGUUGGCUCUUGCUUGCUCAGAUGGGAAGGUGCUGCUGUUCAGUCUGCCACAUCCAGAAGCUCUGCUGGCUCAGCAGCCCCCAGAUGGAAUGAGGCCUGCCAUCUAUAAGGUACAAUGUUUGGCAACCCUUCAGGUGGGAUCCGUUCAAGCUUCAGACCCCUCUGAAUGUGGUCAGUGCCUUAGCCUUGCCUGGAUGCCCACUCGGCCCCACCAUCACCUGGCUGCUGGAUACUAUAAUGGCAUGGUUGUUUUCUGGAACCUUCCCACUAACUCACCUCUACAACGGAUACGGCUCCCAGAUGGCUCCUUAAAGCUUUACCCCUUCCAGUGUUUCCUAGCACAUGACCAGGCUGUACGUACAAUUCAGUGGUGCAAAGCUAACAGUCAUUUUCUAGUCUCUGCGGGGAGUGAUCGGAAAAUCAAAUUCUGGGACCUUCGACGACCUUAUGAACCAAUCAACAGUAUCAAGCGCUUCUUGAGCACAGAGCUGGCCUGGCUGCUCCCCUACAAUGGUGUCACUGUGGCUCAGGACAAUUGCUAUGCCUCUUAUGGACUCUGUGGAAUUCAUUAUAUUGAUGCUGGUUACCUUGGUUUUAAGGCCUACUUCACUGCUCCUCGAAAAGGCACUGUCUGGAGUCUUUCAGGAUCUGAUUGGCUUGGGACAGUAGCUGCAGGAGAUAUAUCUGGGGAGCUCAUUGCAGCUAUAUUGCCUGACAUGGCAUCGAACCCAAUAAAUGUCAAGAAACCUGCAGAGCGAAGAUUUCCUAUCUAUAAAGCAGAUCUGAUACCAUAUCAGGAUAGUCCUGAAGUUCAAGACUACCCUUCUGUUUCAUCUGAUGCCCCCAACCCUCCCAAAGCUAGAACAUAUACUGAAACCAUCAAUCACCACUACUUGCUCUUUCAAGACACAGAUUUGAGUUCCUUCCACAAUCUCCUCCGUAGAGAACCAGUGCUGCGCAUGCAGGAGGGAGAGGGACAUGCUCACCUCUUCCUGGACAGACUGCAACUUGAGGCAAUUCAUAAGGUACGUUUCAGCCCAAAUCUGGACUCCUAUGGAUGGCUGGUGUCUGGGGGGCAGUCAGGGCUGGUUCGGAUCCAUUUUAUCCGUGGACUCACCUCUCCGCUGGGCCACCGUGUGCAACUUGAAAGCCGAGCCCACUUCAAUGCUAUGUUCCAACCAUCCUUUUCAACUGAAGGGCCUGGUUUCCCUCCAGACAGCCAUUGCCUUUUGCCCAACCCCUAGUCUGGUUCAGACAGGACCUUUGGAAUGAAGUCUGCCAAGAACAAAUGGGUCCCAUGCACAGAGCGUAGAAACUGGGCCCUUCCUGGACAGUAAUGGUGCCAGGCCUGGAUUUUUUAGGCCUACCUGCCCAGGGCUCCUUAAAUCCUUCUCCUUCCACAGACUUCUAUGGUCAAAGCCCCCUGCGGGUAGGGGGGCCCUCCCUCUACAGCAAUUCCUCUGCCUAAAACCAUGGCUCACAAGAAACACUCAGGCCUGAUUAGGCUUGGGAGUCAAAUUGCUCAUAUUGAGCAUAUUGUGAAAGGGGGUAAAGCUAAGUAAAGGUACUGGGUGUUUUUGAGACCACUUGUGAGUGGGUGUUUGGAGAAUGGGAAAGGAUAUCUUUACGAAAGCUCCUAUUUCCAGGAUCCAAUGUUAAUAGCCUUCCAAACUUCCUCUUCAGAGUAACCAACACACAAACCCAACAGGGGUGACAAUAACUUAUUGGACUUGAAACUGCUUAUAAUACUUUUAACUGAGGAACACCACAAACACCCUACCAAUGGAACAGUGGCUUAGCUCUUACUUGAUCCUGCUUAUGAAAUAUUCUCAAUCAUUGGUCAUUUGACCCUACUUGAACACUCCUAGAUAGUAGUAGUGUUGUAAAAAAUUUUUUCUUCAAAGUUGGGCCUGGUGGUGCAAGCCUGUAAUCCCAGCACUUGGGAGGCUGAGGCAGGAGGAUCACAAGUUUGAAUUUAGUGUGGGCUACAUAGUGAGACUCUUUGUCUCAAAAACCAGAAAGAAAAAAGAAAAAAAAAAAGUUCCUUUAUAUCAAGUCAGAGUAUACCUCUAUUAAUUUUACUAAUGGGUGUUAGGAAACCUAGUCAUUCUUGCCUGUGAUUACCCUUUUGAGUACUUAAUAGAUAUCAUGUGUUUCCCAAGUUAUUUUCUCUAGAUUAAAUAUCUUUAGUUAUUUCAA